UCAUGAAAGGAUAAUAUUGUUCUUAUAGAGAAUCUUUUAAAAAAUAUGAUAUAUUUUUAAUGUAAGAUAUGAAAUUUCUAUCGAUGGAAUUAUUUCUAUGAUUGAAUUCGCUGUUCAUAAAUAAUAGAAAAUAUAUAUAUUUUUUCUCAUUAAGCAUAAAUAUCUAUAAGCCUUUAUAAUAAAUGUAGCCUAUACAUUUUUAAAUAAUUCAUCUUUUUCGGUAGUUUUGACAUGGCAUACCUUCCAAAACUUUUUUCCAAAAUUUCCAGCAAUAACCAACUUUUUCCUGCUUCGGCAUUGAAACAACGAUUUUUUUCUCACCAACAAUUGAAUUUUUCGACUAAAAUUAGUACCGAAGAAGCAUUCUCUAAGUAUGAAGGUGUAGUGGGAUUGGAAGUUCAUGCUCAAAUCAACUCUAAAUCAAAAUUAUUUUCAACUUCACCUGUGGAAUUUGGUGCUCCUACAAAUACUAAAGUGUCAUAUUUUGAUGCAGCAUUUCCAGGCACUUUACCAGUCCUUAACAAAUCUUGUGUAGAGGCUGGAAUACUGACUGCAUUAGCAUGUAACUGUACAAUAAAUAAAAUAUCAACAUUUGACAGAAAACAUUAUUUUUACCCUGAUCUACCAGCUGGAUAUCAGAUAACACAGCAGUUUAAACCUCUUGCCAAGAAUGGUCAUGUUAAGUUUGUUGUGCAUGGAAAAGAAAAUGAUUCUACUUCUUAUGAAUGUACUGCAUAUAUAAAACAAAUACAACUUGAACAAGAUAGUGGGAGAAGUUUCCAUGUUAAAGGGGCAAAAAGUCUUGUUGACCUUAAUAGAGCAGGCAUAGGACUGAUGGAGAUUGUUUUUGAACCUGAUCUAAAAAAUGGUUCAGAGGCUGCUGCUUUAGUUAAAGAACUUAUCUGUAUCCUUAAACAAAUUGGGACUUGUACCUGUCAAAUGGAAGAGGGCACAUUAAGAGUGGAUGCAAAUAUUUCUGUAAAUAAAAUUGGGGACCCUCUAGGUGUCAGGACUGAAGUAAAAAAUAUUAAUAGCCUUCGUUACAUUGCCAGAGCAAUAGAUUAUGAGAUAGAACGGCAAAUACAAAUAAUAGAAAGUGGUGGCUGUGUUGUAAAUGAAACUAGAGCUUAUGAUUAUGCUUCAAAAAAAACAAUUUUUAUGCGAGAUAAAGAGAUUCUACAAGAUUAUCGUUUUAUGCCUGAACCAAAUCUCCCACCUAUCCGAAUCUGUGAUGAAAACGAUGAUCAUGAAAUUUGUGAUAACCUUCCAAAUAUUGAUGAGAUCCGAAAAAGGAUGCCUGUCCUUCCAGAAACUGAAAGAUCUCUCUUAUUAGAAAAGUACAAAUUGCCUUUAAGCAUAGCGGACAGGAUAGUGCAUUCUGAAGGUUUGAAAGAAGUUUUUGAAGUAAUGGCAUCAAGAAUAGAUGAUAAAAUAGCAAUAUGUAAAUUUCUUUUUUAUACUCUGAAAAGCCAACUUAAUAUUAAGAAAACAUCUUUUAAAGAGAGUUACCUAACUGCAGACCAAGUGACAGACUUAUUGGAACUUCUUUUGUCAAAAAAAAUUAGUGAUGCAACAACUAGUGAUGUCUUACAAAUGUUAUUAAAUGGAGAUCAAAGAUCUGCUUUAGAAAUUGUUGAAAAAUACAAUUGGUUUCUGAUAUCUGAUCAAAAAGAACUGGAAAAAUUAUGCUCUGAAAUAAUAAACACACACCCAAAAGUAGCAAAAAAAUAUGGAAAUACUGGAAAACAAAGACAUAUGACAUCUUUAUUAGUAGCUUUAAAUGAAAAAGUGAACAAUAGAGCAUCUAUUAAAGAUGCUGAAGCUGUGUUUAAAAAAAUAAUUAGUGAGAAAUUUCAAAUAAAGAAAAGUUAAUAUGUAAUUUCUUUUUGUAAAUUAUUUCAAAAUUUUUAUUCAUAAUUGUGUAUACGUUUUCGUUCAUGAAACUAAUUUAAACAAAAAUAGUUUGUUCCUAUUUUCAUUAUUGUAAUUCAUUUCUGUUUGGUGAAGUUCAUUCACUCAUUUUUACAGCUGUGUUAGGUUUAGAAAAUUGUAAAGAUUCAAGAUAAUGAUGAUGAAGUAGACACACAAUAUGUAUCUACAUUUGAAAUUAUGUAUAAUUUUAAAGAUUUCCUGUUAUUUUUCGAAAAAUGUAUUGCAAUAUGUAUAUAGAUAUAUACAAACUGCAUAUAGAUUUAUUUUUUGAGUGCCUAAAAAAAAUCUUUGCCUUUUAACAAAUUGGCUAAAAAAGUACUAAACAAAAGUAAAUGAUUUAUUUUGGUACUCAAAAACAAAAGUUUGUCAAAAUUUUUGAAGAAAAUACUUUAAAAAAAGUCAAUGAAUUUGUCAUGAUUUCAGUUCAGGAUACAAUAUAAAUAAAUUAUUAAAUUUAAAUUUGUAUUGUAUGUGAAACUCCAAUAUCUUACCUACAUAUAAUGAAAAUCAACCAUCAAAACCAAACAUGAUUAAGUCAAAUCAUUAUGGCCAUCAAGUUAUCAAUUCUGGAAUGCUUCAUAGAACCUAGUUGUAAAUCUCUUAUUUCUUUGAUAAGUUACUUGUGACAAAUGUAGGCAAAUUGAAUGUUCUAAACAUCUUCAAAAUGAAUUUUGUCUUUAUUGAAUAUAAAAAAACCCAUGAAUAUAUGUCUUUGCUUUUUAUUUAUAAUAAAAUAACUAUAGAAACUUU
Messenger RNA from Argiope bruennichi, 2682 nucleotides. It is a transcript of the gene GatB, whose product is annotated as glutamyl-tRNA(Gln) amidotransferase subunit B, mitochondrial-like. The transcript has 12 exons. Gene Ontology annotation, biological process: mitochondrial translation; glutaminyl-tRNAGln biosynthesis via transamidation. The record is from RefSeq and is a predicted model, not a curated record. Gene Ontology annotation, molecular function: glutaminyl-tRNA synthase (glutamine-hydrolyzing) activity. Bases 232 to 1872 code for a protein of 546 amino acids. Lineage: Eukaryota; Metazoa; Arthropoda; Arachnida; Araneae; Araneidae.